Messenger RNA from Hyposmocoma kahamanoa, 861 nucleotides. Its product is annotated as protein KTI12 homolog. NCBI's taxonomy places the organism in Eukaryota, Metazoa, Arthropoda, Insecta, Lepidoptera, Cosmopterigidae. The annotation marks the transcript as partial. The record is from RefSeq and is a predicted model, not a curated record. The transcript is spliced from 4 exons.
UGGCAACACUGAUGAAUGACAUGUUAUUUACUUUCUCCACGAAGGUUUCUAUUGACUUAAAUUGAGAAAAUUGGAUUAGAAAUGCCUCUAAUAAUAAUCUGCGGAACACCAGUAAGCGGCAAAACGACUAGAGCGAAACAAUUAAAAGAAUUCUUUGAGAAAACACACGGUAAACAAGUGGAAACCAUAUCAGAAGAAGAGGUUAUACAAAAAUUAGGUUAUAGUAAAAACGAAACGUAUUUAGACUCUCAGAAGGAGAAAAGAGUGAGAGGAUACUUGAAAUCUGAAGUAUUAAGGCUUAUUGGUAAAGAUAAUGUCGUUAUUCUUGAUGGAAGCAACUAUAUUAAAGGUUGUCGCUACGAACUUUACUGUGCGUCAAAAGCUUCAAAAUCCACACAAUGUACAGUGUACACCAUCAAAAAUCAUGAUGAAGCGUGGCAAGACAAUCAGAAGAGAAUAAGUGAAAGAGAAAUCCAAAAGUCGGAGAAUGGCAAUAGUUUGAAGCCCUACAGUGAGGAAGUUUUUGAUGCUUUGACAAGACUUAGGUUUGAGGAACCCAACAGUAACAACCGGUGGGACAGUCCCCUUUUCGCAGUGCAGCCAACAGACGAUCUUGAUCUCGAUGCUAUGUACAGGGUUUUGUUUGAAAAGAAACCACCACCACCCAAUAUGAGUACGCAAAAUCCACCGUUAACAUCUACAAACUUCCUAUAUGAAUUAGACAAAGUAACGCAAGCAGUAUCUAAACAAAUCAUUGACGGGAAACAGCUAAAUCUUUCAGAAAUAAAAUUCCCCGACUACCCAAACUGUGUUCUGGAAGCAAACGCAGUGAAUUUGGUAAAUCAACAAAAGUUACUACGA